Molecule: messenger RNA, 1406 nt
Organism: Zerene cesonia (dogface butterfly)
Lineage: Eukaryota; Metazoa; Arthropoda; Insecta; Lepidoptera; Pieridae
Product: zinc carboxypeptidase A 1-like
Exons: 5
Coding region: 1-1056 (351 amino acids)
Biological process (GO): proteolysis
Molecular function (GO): metallocarboxypeptidase activity; zinc ion binding
Source: RefSeq, a predicted model, not a curated record
AUGGUAUUGUUUUAUCCUCAUUUUACUAACUCGUGCAAGUCAUUACGAUCAUGCUAUGCAGAUAUGUUGGACAAGUUACUUGAUGUAGAAGAAGAUGCAUGUAUCGAAAACGUAGCCAUAGGAGCUAGUACGGUGACUAUUUUCUUAAAAGCUCUUAAACAGUUUUGUGGUGAUGUUAUUGAUGUACGCAGUGACGCCUUAACGUAUGAAAAUAGAAUACUUUAUGAGGUUGUAUUGAAUAGCUCAAACGAGGUAGACACGUCAGAAGCAAAGCCAGUGAUUAUGUUAGAGGCGGGCCAACGAGCCGGCUCCCAGUCUGUGAUGUUGGCUCUAUACGUCAUAGAGCAGCUGGUGGCUUGUGAAGAAUAUGAGGAUAUGUUGGAGAAGGUGGCCUGGGUCAUCCUGCCCAGUACAAAUCCAGAUGGACAGGAAUACGUUAGAUGUAAACGAGAAGAGUGGAAUAAGAAUAUGUUUCCAUUACAAGAAACAUUCACUUUCGGUGUGGAUAUCAGCAGAAAUUUUGACGACUCUUGGAGCAGUUGCCGGUCUACUGAAAAUAUAUUUUCUUCUGAAUACCCGGGGCCUGGACCAGCAUCAGAAAAUGAAACGAUAUUCAUUAGCAGUGUCAUCGCAAAGUAUAAACCAAAUUUAAAAGCUUAUUUGUCAAUUAGGCGCGAUGGUCAUUCAAUAUUGUAUCCAUUUGCAAGCAUAAGCAGCUCGCCCGCAAGUCCAGUUCAGAUUAAAGCGGGUGAAAUUGCUGCAAAAGUUAAUCAAAGGUCUGGCACUCUUCAAUGGUUUGCCAAUAUGAGUAUUUACGAGAUGAAUGGGAAGCCGUGGUGUGGCCACAGCGUUGAUUACGCAUACAAUAAACAUGGAAUUGCCUACUCCUUCGAGAUGCGAGUUUUCCCGGAAUCCGAUAAUACUAUAAUGUCCAAGUUUCAAUCACUACCGAAAGGGUACGACGCCUCUUUACGUAACGGUUAUUUUACUGGAAUCAGAGAGCUCUACAACACAGUGGUUAGCGAAAAAACAACGCAGCGCAAUCUAAUAAAAUAGUGAUUUCGCAUUGCGUAACUCAACAGCAUAUCAAUUGAAAUGACUGAACGAAGAGAAAACGUUAGUUUAGCAGCGAACGGUGUGAAAAAGAAGUACAAUAACUAACGGUGUAAAAAUUAUGAGCGAUUGUUAUAUAAUGCAAUAUUUAUUUAGUACAUAUUAGUAUAUCUACGAUGUAGGAGUCACUUUUCCACUCCGGGUAGGAUGUCGGUCAUGCGCUGUGGUGGGUGCCGAGCGCGCUUGCGUUAGGGGUGGGGCCCGUGGCCGUUCAGCCCGCUGCCAUUCUGUAGUCAGCCGCGGCGGCGGCAGGCCGUCUUCCCCAACUCCUCUCACCAACAGUAACACUCUAC